Ogataea philodendri is the source of this 732-nucleotide messenger RNA. RefSeq lists its product as uncharacterized. The transcript has a single exon. Gene Ontology annotation, biological process: cellular oxidant detoxification; cell redox homeostasis; cellular response to oxidative stress. Bases 1 to 732 code for a protein of 243 amino acids. Gene Ontology annotation, cellular component: mitochondrion; cytosol. Gene Ontology annotation, molecular function: thioredoxin peroxidase activity. The record is from RefSeq and is a predicted model, not a curated record. Lineage: Eukaryota; Fungi; Ascomycota; Pichiomycetes; Pichiales; Pichiaceae.
AUGUUCUCCAGACAAUUUGCCAGACUCUCCACUAGAUCGACCCUCUCUUUCCAGAGAUUCAUCACUUUCGACGCCGCCUCUCAGCCAAGACUGAGAAUUGGUUCCACCGUGCCAAACUUCAAGGCUCCAUCCACCGCUGGUGAAAUCGACUUCCACAAGUUCAUUGGCGACUCGUGGGUUGUUCUUUUCUCCCACCCAGCCGACUUCACUCCAGUUUGCACCACCGAGUUGGGUGCUUUCGCCAAGUUGAAGCCAGAGUUCGACGCUAGAAACGUCAAGUUGAUUGGUUUGUCUGCCGAGGGUGUUGACAAGCACAACUCCUGGAUCAAGGACAUCGAGGAGGUUGCUCUGGACAACAAGCCUUUCACCUACCCUAUCAUUGGUGACGAGUCCAGAGAAGUUUCCUACCUCUUCGACAUGGUUGACGAGGAAGGUUUCAAGAACCUGAACGGAGGCAUUGUCCAGACCAUCAGAUCUGUGUUUGUGAUCGACCCUGCCAAAAAGAUCAGACUCACCCUCACCUACCCAGCUUCGUGCGGUAGAAACAGUGCCGAGGUGUUGAGAGUCAUCGACUCGUUGCAGACUGCCGACAAAAAGGGUGUUGUGACUCCUAUCGACUGGACCGUUGGCCAGGACGUCAUCAUUCCUCCAUCUGUCUCUAACGAGGCUGCCAAGGAGAAGUUUGGUGACUUCAAGGAGGUCAAGCCAUACUUGAGAUUCACCAAGGUUUAA